Messenger RNA from Scylla paramamosain (green mud crab), 3173 nucleotides. RefSeq names its product meteorin-like protein. The coding region runs from base 344 to 1465 and encodes 373 amino acids. The transcript is spliced from 3 exons. The record is from RefSeq and is a predicted model, not a curated record. Lineage: Eukaryota; Metazoa; Arthropoda; Malacostraca; Decapoda; Portunidae. Gene Ontology annotation, molecular function: hormone activity.
UGCCCAGUGAAGACACGCGCACUGGCUCAGUCUCAGUCGGACUUGUGCGGUGGUGAGAGGGAGAUACUGCGCCGCUUUCUACUCCAGCCACCUGUUGCUGUUCCUACCCCAGUUAACACACAAAUGGAGGGAUUUUACCGCGUGGAUCUCCUUCCCUAAGCCCAGAAACACAAGGAAAGAGGAAAUUCAAGUGCGUGAAGGAAAAACGUGGAUGUUAUUGAAUCUUUUAACAUUUUUUUUUCUCUCUUCAUCUCGUGGUGCUGAGAUGACGGGAAUGGCGAGACUGGAUGCCGCGGAUAAGUGUACGGUUGAAAUAUCACAAUAGAACACCACAGGACGCGAGAUGAAGCUGAAGGAGGAGGAGAAGGAGAACGAGAAGGAGAUACGGAGACUGCAAGGUCAUCUCCAUCCACUUAAUGACACAGGGAGACUCCACAACCCUCAGCAUCUCUCCUCUCCCGCCCCGCACCGCCCCUCCCCCUGCCGCAGUGACAGGGGCAGGGUGGCAGGGGCGCGCUGGGUGCUGUCCCUGCAUAGGCUGUGGGUGUGCUGUUUGUGGGUCCUGAUUGCCACGCCCGCUAACACCUGUGCGGAUUUCAAUGGUUGUGACUUCUUCGGCAGCGGACUGAAACAAGACGGGCGUGGCAUACAACCCGUGUACCUCAGCUGCUCCUCGGGGCGUGUGGAGUGGCAGUACCCAAGGGCGGGACUCCGGGUCAUCCUCAGUUCCCCCACUAAAGGCAAGGACUUCAGGGCGUGCAUCAAGGGCGCAGAGAAAUUUGAGGGCGCCAGGGUGUACCUCGAGGGCCACCGUUCUCUACUGCCUCUCUUUGCCGCUGAUGAUGGAAGGCCUCGUGAUCUCGUGCGCUGCUUUACGAGUUACAAGGGAGAGGCGGCGCUGUACGUGGAGGCCGAGCAAGGGGCGGAUGGUCUCAAGAAACAGGUGGCAGGGUUCGAGUACGACUUAAGGGCGAUAAAAGAAGGUGCCAUCUAUGAUCCCAUGGAGGAGUGCCGGCCUUGUAGUGAGGAGGAGCUGCUACACCUGUACUGCUCUGGGGACUUUGUGGCGCGUGGGUCCAUCCUGGCAGUGACGGACAAGCCACAUCUGGACCUCACCUCCCUUACCGUACGUGCGUCGAAGAUCUUUCAACAGACCUACCCUGUGUUUGGUCACGGCCACGCACACCCACACCGAACCAGCACCGAGAGAGGGACGCAGAAGAAUGCUGAAGAUGAGGAGGAGGAAAAUGACAUCUCCUUCAGCAGUUUGGUGGAGGAAGGAAGUUACGUUGGCAAGGUCAUCAUGCCCAUGCAGUGCGGGGCGAGAUGGGGAGAUGGGGAGUUUCUAGUGAUGGGGGUGAUGCGCCUCGGCCAGCCUCUCAUGCGCUGCGCCCCUAGAUACGAGGAGUGGCUGGCCCUCACACGCCGCGCCCAGAGUCAAGCCCAGUGUAUCCUGGAGUCCUGAAAUCAUGCUAGGGUGAGGAGUAGGACUCUUCCUUACUCCAGCGGUGUCUUAGUGUGGGAUGUGAUGUCCUGAAGGAGUGAAGGAGUAAUGAAAUAAAUCCUUCGCCCUUCCACACACAUCUGAGGCGUGUAGGAUGUGAUAUGGUGCCCUGAAGUGAUGGAUUAUGGAAACUAAAAUCCUUCGUCCUUUCUGUAAACAUUUAGACAUCCUAGAGGCGUGUAGGAUGUGAUUUGGUAUCCAGAAGGAGUGAAGGAGUAAGAAAACAUAUCCUUCAUCAUUUUAUACACAUCUUAGGGGCUUGUAGGAUGUGAUGUGAUGCCCUAAAUCCUUCGUCAGCAUCUUAGUGUAGGAUGUGAUAUGAUAUCCUGAAGGAGUGAAGGAAACUAAUAUCCUUCGUCCUUUAAACAUUUAGGAACACCUUAGGGGCGCGUAGGAUGUGAUAUGAUGCUCUGAAGGAGUGUAGAAACUCAAAUCCUUCGUCCUGUACACAUCUUAGGGACGUGUAGGAUAUGUGGUGCCCUGAAGUGUUAAAGUGAGAUAGUUGUGCAGGAUGUGAUAUAUCGUAAAGUGCAAAGAAGUGUAGGAUGUAAGGAAGAGUGUAGGAUAUGAUGUCCUUCGUCCCUGUACAGACAUUUAGGGACGCGUCAGCACCGUGUAGGAUUAUAAUUAGUGUCCUGAAGUGCAGAGGAGUGAGAGGAAGGGAACUAAACGCCACAUUUUCCUGCACACAGACCUCGGGGCAUCGUAGGAUUGUGAAGGAUGUGAGAGUAUGGUAUCCUUAAGUGCCAGUGAGUGCCAAUACAUCGACGCAGUGCCAACAGUGAAGAAAGGGGGAAAAAUUUGCUGAUAAGUGACUAAAAAAUAAUAUAAGACAAAUUUCCCAACGAAUGACUGAAAAAAAAGUGAAAAAUGACACUAAGAAAUAAAAAAAAAAAGACGAAUUCUUGGUUCCUGAAGUGAAUUAAAAAAGACACGUGGUGAUUAAGACGAUAAGAUAAUAUAAGUGAAGAAAUCGAGUCGUAAUGAAGGGAAUGUAUAAGUGAAGGAAACAAGUGCCAAACAGGUUCCUCUCGAGUGCAAUACAUGAGUCGAAAGGAAAUUUUUGGGGGGAGAGUUUGUAUAGCGUGUGUGUGUGUGUGUGUGUGUGUGUGUGUGUGUGUGUGUGUGUGUGUGUGUGUGUGUGUGUGUGUGUCCACCUGUCAUUGAAGUGAAAGCAGAAAAAAAGGUAAAUUAACAAAGAGAGGAGAGAAAAGGGAAGGAUAAAGUAAAUAACGAAGAAAAUAAAAAAUAAAAAAGACCCGUUAAGUAAAGACAGAGUUUCCAAGAGUCCUUUAUUUAUUCAACUCUCUCUCUCUCUCUCUCUCUCUCUCUCUCUCUCUCUCUCUCUCUCUCUCUCUCUCUCUCUCUCUCUCUCUCUCUCUCUCUCUCUCUCUCAGUGUGAAAGGUGUGUUGGGAGGUGUGUAGGCGUGCAGGUGUGGUGUGCAGGUGUGUAGCAGGCGUGGGAGGUGCAAUACACAGGUGUGGGUGGGAUGAUAAUGCUUUUUCCUACCUGUAUGAAAUGAAGGGAAAAAAUGAGGAAGGAAUUGACUAGUGAAAGGGAAAAAAGUAAGGAAUAUGCCAUUAUUUUUUGUACUCUCUCUCUCUCUCUCUCUCUCUCUCUCUCUCUCUCUCUCUCUCUCUCUCUCUCUCUCUCUCUCUCUCUCUCUCU